UGGAUGAAUCAAAUAAAAAUUCUCCCCUAGAAAUAAUAAAAAAAAAUAUCUAACAACGUAAUCCAAUAACUCUGAUUGCACCUUAUCAUUGCAUCUCCAAAUCCAUAUUAUUAUUAUCUUGAACUUUAGAACUCUAAUCAAUUGAAAAUUAUAAUUGAUAUAUUGACCGUUGCCUAAAGGUGUUUGAUAACACAACUUAGGCACACAUAAAAUUCUUAUCAAACCAAAAUAAUAAUUAGCUCUUGCUGUUGAAACUAAUUUUGGGUCAGUUUAACAUUUAAUCCAGUCAAUCGUGUACAUGAUUUCUUAACAACGUGUUUAAUUAAUUUAAAAAUCAUGGGUCUUCUCAAUAUAUUAAUUUUCCUAGUCGAUCCUUUAGGGAUUAUGAGAAAGUUAUUCUUUCGACCAGCCCGUAACCUUACCUCAAGCAUUUUCGAUCAUUUUCGUAAAAAGACCAAUGACGGGGUGACCACUUUGAAAGAGCUAACCCUGAGGCUAUUUAUAAUAAGCUUUGCAGUUGCCCUAAUCAUUUGGAGUGCCGUUUUCUUAUAUGUAGCAUUCUAUUAUGCUUACAUGCCGGCUAUGACGCACAUUAGACCAGUUCAUAUGCAAUUCAAAACAUGCUUGGACACUAAUGGGCCAUGCACAUUCCCACAUGCUCAUGUUGCCCUCACAAAACGGCAGCAACUUCUGAUGGUUGGUCAGGCAUAUAAAGUUUCUAUUGAAAUAGAUAUGCCCGAAUCACCUCAAAAUCAAGAGCUUGGCAUGUUUAUGGUUUGUGCCGAAAUGCGAGACAUUGAAUCGCUCCUCCGAGGGCAUUCAUGUCGCUCGGCAAUGCUCCGAUAUAAAUCGCCUUUGAUUCGCACAUUGUCUACCUGGGCACUCAGUCCGUUGUUUGUACUCGGUCUAAAAGAAGAAUUCCAAAAGGUUCCCGUUGUGAUAUUUGCCAAAUACCUUGAAGAGCGCCAACAUCCUAUAACUGAUGUCUAUGUUGAGAUACAAUCGCACAAGAUACAAUUUUACACAGUAACACUUCAUAUUAGUGCUGACUUUACAGGACUGCGCUAUGUUAUGUUCAAUUUCCCUGCAAUGUCUGCACUUGUUGGAGUCAGUUCGAAUUUGUUCUUCAUAAUGAUUGUAUUUGUACUGAGUUGGUACCAUUGGUCUGAUACAACUUGGGUAAAGAAUCUCCAAGCCAAGUAUAUGCAACUGAGCCGUAUGUCUAGGUCAAGCAAGGCUCCAAGGAGACGGGUGAAGGGCAAUAAUGCUUUUGAAUCGCCUGCUCUAAGUGAUAAGAGUAUAGUUGACGAUGAUGAUUUGAGUUAUUUCGAUGAAAAAUCAAAUGACUCAGACGAAAUCGAUGAACUAAGCUCAUCACUUGCACCAAUAGAUGAUGAUGAUGAUCUACCAAAAAAGAAAAGUUUACAAAAACGCCACAAAGGAAAAGAAACUUCUUUAAAUUCAUAAAUAACUCAAAAUUCUAGCAGCUAUUAUUAUGGAAGGAAGUAAGCAAUCAAUUACGCACAAAAUUCUUCUUCAAAGCACAAGGAUUCUAUUAUAUUUAAACUGAAUUCGUCAUUUAUACAAUUUGAAUUCAUGUUUUAGAUUAUAAGAACCCUUUAAAUUAUUGAUGUUCUCAUAUUAAACAUUUUCUUAUGUAUACGUUUAUAUUGAAUAGCUUUUUAAUAUUCAUGGAAACAAGUUUGUGAUACUAUUAAGAACAAUGAUAAGAACUUUUUGUUUUAUAAAAGUAAUUAAGAAAUAAAAUAUUUUAUAUAAAGAGAAAAAAAUUAAUAUAAAACAAAUAGAUUAAGCAAAA
This is a messenger RNA of Episyrphus balteatus (marmalade hoverfly), 1819 nucleotides long. RefSeq names its product seipin (gene Seipin). Lineage: Eukaryota; Metazoa; Arthropoda; Insecta; Diptera; Syrphidae. Gene Ontology annotation, cellular component: endoplasmic reticulum membrane. The record is from RefSeq and is a predicted model, not a curated record. Gene Ontology annotation, biological process: lipid droplet organization; lipid storage. The coding region runs from base 337 to 1467 and encodes 376 amino acids. The transcript is spliced from 3 exons.